This is a messenger RNA of Seminavis robusta, 393 nucleotides long. The record is from the annotation of a GenBank genome assembly. NCBI's taxonomy places the organism in Eukaryota, Bacillariophyta, Bacillariophyceae, Naviculales, Naviculaceae.
GUACUUGCAAAGAAGAUGGAAGAGCAAAAGAAGCAAAAGCUUGCAGAGAAAUACGGAGUGACGCUCGGGCCAUCCACACAAGAACAUGGCAAGCGCCUCGCGAAAGAUGGCGAUGUUGAUAUUGAGACCGCAUCGGCAACGGCCUCGGACAGAGAAGAGGAAGAGUACUUCAGCUUCACAACUCAAUACACAGUAAAACCCGGGUCAGUUGUUCCGCCAGAGAUUCGGGAAGAGGAGAUGACAGAAACAGACUGUUGCGACUCGGUUUCUGAAAUCUCAGGGGACGACACCAACGAUGAUCCACGCAGCGAACGAUGCAGUGCAGACGGUAACGGGACGACAAUUGCGUGUUCACGACCAGGCGAAUCUGACUACAUGGAUAUAUCUCUUUGA